Molecule: messenger RNA, 2730 nt
Organism: Cloeon dipterum
Lineage: Eukaryota; Metazoa; Arthropoda; Insecta; Ephemeroptera; Baetidae
Gene: Nup107
Product: nuclear pore complex protein Nup107
Exons: 8
Coding region: 144-2687 (847 amino acids)
Biological process (GO): post-transcriptional tethering of RNA polymerase II gene DNA at nuclear periphery; mRNA export from nucleus; protein import into nucleus
Cellular component (GO): nuclear pore; nuclear pore outer ring
Molecular function (GO): structural constituent of nuclear pore
Source: RefSeq, a predicted model, not a curated record
AACAAGGAGGGAUGGUCUUGUUGUUGGCGCCGCGCGGCAUUAGCGGUUUGUUUUCGCACGUGAAACUAUCAAUAAAAAUCUUCUCUUAGGGAGAUUUUUUUCUUGAAAAGGAAAAAUCGACCGACGGAAGUCAAAUUUGCAGGAUGAGUGGAAUGGACCAAUUACGUAGGAAAUCGCUGCAUCGAGGAGUGCUUUCGCUGGACCUAGAUGACUCAUUUCCAGACGACACGAUCCAGAUGCUCCAAUCGCCCACAAUCAGACGCCAAAACUUGAGAAAUGCUUCCACUCUGGAUACAACAGCAUCAAUCAAUGAAAAUUCAUUGAUGGACGUUUCUAUUCUACAAGGAGAGGCCUCAAAGUUCUACAACCAGUCAAACGCGUCUGAAUGUGUCGAGCCAACAGAGUCUUUGGUGCAGGCAUUUUACAACGUUUUUGAAACCUACAACGACGGCCAGUCAGCUUUCGAUGCCGUCAAGGAGUUCCACGAAAUCUGUAAAACACUCUCCCAGUCUGCAAAGAACAACAAGGUUCUGGAAAAUUGGCUGAUUGAGGAGAAGAACACUUGGCACCUAGUGGAGACUCUAUAUGGAGACCGAUUGAACUAUGAAUACGACGAGGAAAUGCCCAUGGAGUUGAUGCUGAGUGAGAAAGAAGUUAUGCUAGACGUCUUCAACAGGGAUAGCGUCACCAGGCAGUGUCAGUUAGUGGUUGAUUGGCUUGAGCAGGCAGAAGCAGAUAAGAAGGAGCAGUCGCAGAAGCUGCAGGCGCAGCACUUUUCUGACAAAACUGUCUGCUGGGAAAACACAGUUUACCAAAUUCAGCAAAAAGACAAUCUGGCUUACACAUCUGGAGUUGCGCUUGUCACGGAAAUUGAUCCAGACGCUCCAUUGCGACAGCAAAAACACAUCCACAGUCUGGACUUGGAAGACGAAAGGCUGCUUCUCUCGCAAAUUCUGUCACACAUCCGGUGCGGUCAGCUGGACCUGGCACAGCAGCUGUGCAUGCACUGCGGCCAGCAGUGGCGGGCGGCCACCCUGGAAGGUUGGCGGCUGUACCACAACCCAAACCUAACCAAGGAGAGUGAGAAUGGCGUGCUGUUGCCGAUCGAGGGUAACCCGAACCGCGACAUCUGGAAGGUGGCCGCGUGGCGCAUGUCCGAGGACAACAGGCUGCCGCAGGCCACAAGGACCACAUACGCGGCUCUGUGCGGCCACCUGCAGCAGAUGCUGCCGAGCAUGGUCACCUGGGCCGACUGGCUGUGGGCGCACCUCAGGGCGAUGAUUGAUGUGCGCAUCGAGGAGGAGAUCCGCGAGCGCGUCAACAAGCAAUAUGUCGAGAUGCCAAACAGCUACUGGGCCAACAAGAUGAGCCUGACGCAGAUCUUCGCGGCCCUCGCCUCCAGCCCUUUGCCUAAGAUCAGGGCCGAGCACGCCGAAGACUUUCCCACUGUACAGAGGGCGCUCAUUCUUGAUGACAUGGUCACCCUCUAUGCCACGCUUGCCGCCUGGGCGCGCCAGCACGCUGACCUCAAGUUCCAAAAAUCACCUUUGCUCCUCAGAUUUUCCGCUCACUUGGUGCUGAUCCUGAAGCAGCUCGGCAAAGAGGAAAACGAGUCGUGCGCCCAACACGCGGCGGAAGUGCUGAAAAUCUACUCAAAGUACGUGAUCAGCACGAAGAAGCCCGAGAUUAUCAUCUCGUACAUUUCGCAACUUCCGCAAAAGGAGCAGGUGGAGGCGUUGGCUGUAUACCUAGAGAGCAUCACAGACCCCGACCUGAAGGCGCACUGCCUCAUCCUGGCCAACAACGCGCAGCUUGACGUGGAAAAGGCCGCCCGUCAGGUCGUCAUUUCCAUCAGGGAACGACCCGUUCCCAUCACAGCCCUGAACCCCAAGGAUGAGUACUACGCCAAGAUCCAAGCGCUGGACUGGCUAGUCGUUUGCCCGACGCAAAGUGGCGAGGCGCUGUGGCACGCAAACGCACUCGUCCGACAGUUUGUGGCCAAAGGUGAGCUCGACCUGGCACGGAUGACCUACGCAAAAAUCCCGCAGGACACGCUGCACCACAUCGUCCAGCAGGGACAGUUGCUGAAUGACGAUGAGGACACAAUGCCACGUCACAGCGCUGCCAUGAGGGAGUACUUGUCCUUCCAGCACUACUUGGACGCACAUCGAGAUUUUGGAGAGUGGAUGCACUAUUUGCACAAGAAGAAGCCGAUUUCUCCUGAAUCAGUGCCAAAAGAAGCGACUUUCCAGCAGAAGUUGCUUUUUGAGGAGCAGCUUAAGUACUACAAGUCUGCCCACGAGAGUUGGAAGAAAAAUUUGUGUCACAUGGCUGAGGUCUGCCACAAAAGGUUCAUAAACAUUCUCACGUUCCCUGAUGGCAUUUGGCUGAAAGAAAUGGGCCAAUUGGAGCCCUGCGCGGAAGUGAACGCGAGAAAUGUAGAAAUUGAUGCCCUGAUCCGUAUUGUAAUACCGCAGUCUGCAUUUCUUGUACACGACAUUUGUCUCAAGUCUGGAAAUCCGAAGGGUAGCAUGGAUUUGGCCAACAUAAUUGCCUCAGAACAAUACGAACUGUACAAAUUCUUCAACAAAAAAGACUUGAAAGAGCUUCUGCAGAAGAUCUGUGAAUCAUCAGUUGAGUUGUUGAAAAUGAAUUAUGACUCAUUUGGUCACGAAGCAUCGAGUUAGAAUUCGGAAUACACAUUAUGUUCUAUAUCUUUAAUAAACAAUA